UAAUUGCAUCCACCUGUUGGCAAUUGUGCCUUUAUCCAUUUUCCAUCUUCAGUUCCUCUUGUAUUCUAUCUCUCUGCAACGAUUUUUUUAGAUCUUUAUAUUGUAACACAUGUCUUUGAUAAAUACAUUGUUAAAUAGCUUUAAGUUAUCUCGUUUUGCUCCUUGUUAAUAUUUCUAGGCUAGAUUCUUCUAAAAUUAAGGGUGAUGUUGUUUGUUCCAUCAGGAGUGGAUCCUCCACCUGAGAUACGCCCAAGCAAGAGACGCUGGCGAAUAUGUAUGUCAACUGUCAACUCACCCUCCUAUGGUCUUCAUAUCCACGCUAACCAUCACAGAAGCAUCAGCAGAGAUCGCGGGUGGCCCGGAGAUGUAUGUUCAGGAGGGUAGUGUCGUGGUGCUCAACUGUACACUCCGUCAGCACACACAGACACCGGUGUAUGUCUUCUGGUAUCAUAACCGCACCAUGAUCAACUUUGAUACCAAUAGACAGGUGUCGGUGAAGAAGACAAGAGACGGCAGCGUACUGACGCUAGCUGGCGUACGACGCCCUGACUCCGGCAAUUACACCUGCUUACCUGCCAGUGCCAACCCCGCUUCCAUCACUCUACACAUCAUAGCUGGUAAGUCACCCUCGUUCCAUCACUCUACACAUCAUAGCUGGUAAGUGACAACUGUUCCAUCACACUACACAUCAUAGCUGCUAAGUCACCAUUGUUCCAUCACUCUACACAUCAUAGCUGGUAAGUCACCAUCGUUCCAUCACUCUACACAUCAUAGCUGGUAAGUCACCAUUGUUCCAUCACUCUACACAUCAUAGCUGGUAAGUCACAACUGUUCCAUCACACUACACAUCAUAGCUGGUAAGUCACCAUUGUUCCAUCACUCUACACAUCAUAGCUGGUAAGUCACCAUUGUUCCAUCACACUACACAUCAUAGCUGGUAAGUCACCAUUGUUCCAUCACUCUACACAUCAUAGCUGGUAAGUCACCAUUGUUCCAUCACACUACACAUCAUAGCUGGUAAGUCACCAUUGUUCCAUCACUCUACACAUCAUAGCUGGUAAGUCACCAUCGUUCCAUCACCUACACAUCAUAGCUGGU
Messenger RNA from Cherax quadricarinatus, 1098 nucleotides. NCBI's taxonomy places the organism in Eukaryota, Metazoa, Arthropoda, Malacostraca, Decapoda, Parastacidae. The record is from RefSeq and is a predicted model, not a curated record.